AUGCCGUCGUACCAAUUGCGAAAGUCGCCGACACCAUCAAAGAGGAGAGCGGAGUCUGAAGAGGCGGAGCAAACAAUGCAAGCGGUGAAGAGGCAGCGUUUGUCGCCAGUACCGACGGGAAAGGAGGAGAUCGUGUUGAACGCGGAAGAGAGGAAGGGGAAGACACCACAAACGAAGCGCAGCAGGCCUGCGAAGAGGCGAACGCGCAAAGACUCUGGCACUGUAUUGCCUACGACAGACCUUCAAGUCACUCCACCUACCGCUGAGCAAGGUAGUCUGCCAGCGACCACAUCCGAUACCGCUCUGCCUACCAUUGAGCAAGGCAGUCUGGUAUCUUCCAAACCGACUCCGCAAACCAUACCUAUGCCGCAGAAGAAGCCUCUGCUAAGGAGGCCCUCCAAAGUCAGCACUCCUUCAGCUCCUCCCGCCAGGACCGACAAUUCUCAUUCAAACCCCACGAUCCGACCCUCCACCCACCGCCCAUCAAUCGACAUCCACAAAACUCGCGCAGCAGCCAGCUCCCGUGGCCCUCAACUCACGCCGAACGGCCUCGGUAUCGAUCUAAGCCCAGGCAGCCUCUCGUCUCCCGAGACGCCAGAUGCGCUGCAGAACCUACCUCCACUGAUUGGCGGUAUUCCCUCCCCGACCAAACACAUAACCUACCUUGAGAAACGUAUCCGCCGUGGGAAAUCUCCGCCCUGCUACUGGCCUUUCGACAUCGUGUCGGGAGGUAAACCGCCCAAUCUCGGACCGGAGGAGGAGAAGUUUUGGAUGGAGAGGGCAGGAUACCAGGCGUUGCAUACGAAGACGUUUGUGACGUGUGGAUUGCCGGAUCGGUACGGGAAGAUGUGGAGGUGUCCGAGGGUUUUGGUGGAAGGGUGGGGGGAGGUCGGAUGGAAGAGCGAAAGGAGGAGGGGGAGGGACGGUGUGGGGAGGAGAGAAGGGAAGGUUGUGAGCCCGAGGACGUUUCCGAAUAUGGACCAGCAGACGGAGGAGGAGUAUCGGGCUUUUGAGAGGGAUGUGGAGGUGCUGCUGAAGGCUCUCGAAGGUGGAAAGUGA
This is a messenger RNA of Zymoseptoria tritici IPO323, 1059 nucleotides long. RefSeq lists its product as uncharacterized. The transcript has a single exon. The coding region runs from base 1 to 1059 and encodes 352 amino acids. NCBI's taxonomy places the organism in Eukaryota, Fungi, Ascomycota, Dothideomycetes, Mycosphaerellales, Mycosphaerellaceae. The record is from RefSeq and is a predicted model, not a curated record.